GAUACACGUAUAUAUACACAUAUAUGUGUGUGUAUAUCUCUCUCUAUAGAGAUAUAUACACACACACACAUAUAUAUAUUAUAUACAUAGAGAGAGAGAGAGACCAUUAAAGCAGUAUUUUAAGACAGAAAGUACUGUCCUCACAAUGAUUACUAAGUAUUUGUAAAGGCUUCAUUAGUGGCAAAUAUACUACAUGUAUAAAUAGAUGUGCAGGACUUCAAAAAGUAGGCCACAUCGUUGAUACUAUGUCUAAACUUUUCUGAGUGUCUCUUAGCAAAUAAAUGGAUCUCUCUCUCUAUUCUUUGUUUUACUUCCCCUUUCCCCAAGGAAAAUCACAUUUUCAGUUCUGACAAUUUCAACCUGAUAAUAAUUGCACCAGUUUCAUUUUGGCAACUGCUAAAAUGGUCACCUUGGGAACCCCAAGCACACACACUGACUGUACUUGCACAGCUCCUACACUGAGCCUUUCAGAAAUUUCCUCCAGGAGGCCCAGCUAUCAUCUCACAAACAGAACCACUGAUCUAACCAGGGCAACCAUCUUUCUGCAUCUGCUCUGAGAGUCUCCCAACUGGCUACUAAAGAGACAGGGAAUCCUGUAUCACUCAUCUCUUGGGCUAAGACUGAAGGUUUCCUUCCAAAGGCAACUACUAUUCUCUGCCUGGGGUCAUGCAAUAAGAACUAUUCUUAUCUAUUCACACUCUAAGCCGUAUUUUUUUCUAAAGUCAGCUUUGUAGUCAAUUACCUCUAAAUUUCCCAUAAGGAAUCAAACAGAAAUGGUACAAAAGACGGGAAAAGCCAAGUAGGUUUGCUGAAAUUGAAGCAUUCUGAAGACAGCUGGGUGCUACAAUGGGUGCGAUGUGAGGAACGUGGUGCACCCACAGACCAACAAUGCCAUUGCUACAAUUUGUGUAGGACGAUCUGAGCUGACAGACACUAGUAAUGUAUCACACCCAGAAACACAUCCCCCACACAGAUUUACUUGAGAGUACCAGACCUGCUCACAAAACAGAGAAGAGCUAAGGGCAUUCUCUAAGGGCUGAGAACUGCUGCUAUUGCCUUGUGAGUAGGGAGAGGGUACUCCUCAGGCCCUAUUUUCUAUCAAAUCAUGUGUCAGUGUUGCAUAGGGGAUAGAGGCACAGUAACUACUCUAGCCAAACGAAGCUAAAUAAACAUAAAUAAAACAUAAAUAAAUAGAAAUAAAUAAAACAGAAAUGCAAAGCUUUAGAGUACCCAUAGAAAAUUUGAUUACCUUGUCACCAUGAGUAAAAGUUAAUUCCAACUCCUGAAGAUAGCAAACCAGCUCUGAAAGAGAGUGAAAAUGCAGACGAGACAGUUAUCAGAUAAUGGCUAUCUGGACAAGAGAGAUUCUUUCAUUUGUCAGCAGUUCGGUUGUUGGGAGUUCCAGUUUGGCUCCUGCCUAGUUGCUCUGUACAAAUCCUCCUCCAUAUUUGCUUAGAGAAAACAUGUUGCCAUCCCAUCGUAAAGGAAGCUGCCUGAGAGUUUUUAACCAUUACAGCUGUGAUGAUGAAAGAGUGAAGAACCGCCUCUAAGUUAAAAAGUGUACCCAGAGAUAAGGUUCAUUCUCAAUGCCCUGCUGCUGCUCCUGAUCGCAUGGCCAACGCACUUCUCAGGCCUGGCACACUGAGCAUCAGUCCUGCGCAUGACACUGCUAGAUGGUGGGGUUGCAGACAUGAGCAUAGACACGACAGACACUGUCCUCGCCAUCUACUCUUGAGUACUGAUUGGAACAAGAGGAUUGUCUGUAGACAGGAUAUGGUCAUCAUGGCACCUAUAUUACUGAUUCUUUUGGGGGCCACUGAGAUACUACAAGCUGACUUACUUCCUGAUGAAAAGAUUUCACUUCUCCCACCUGUCAAUUUUACCAUUAAAGUUACUGGUUUGGCUCAAGUUCUUCUACAUUGGGAACCAAAUCCUGAUCAAGAGCAAAGGAAUGUUAAUCUAGAAUAUCAAGUGAAAAUAAACGCUCCAAAAGAAGAUGACUAUGAAACCAGAAUCACUGAAAGCAACUGUGUAACCAUCCUCCACCAAGGCUUUUCAGCAAGUGUGCGGACCAUCCUGCAGAACGACCACUCAUUUCUGGCCAGCAGCUGGGUUUCUGCUGAAGUUCAGGCUCCACCAGGGUCUCCCGGAACCUCAGCUGUGAAUUUAACCUGCACCACAAACACUACAGCAGAUAAUUAUUCACAUUUAAGGCCAUACCAAGUUUCCCUUCACUGCACCUGGCUUGUUGGCACAGAUGCCCCUGAGGACACGCAGUAUUUUCUCUACUACAGGUAUGGUUCUUGGACUGAAGAAUGCAAAGAAUACAGCAAAGACAUAUUGGAGAGAAAUAUCGCAUGCUGGUUUCCCAGGACUUUCAUCCACAGCAGAGGGCGUGACUGGCUUGUGGUGCUUGUUAAUGGCUCCAGCAAGCACACUGCCAUCAAGCCCUUUGAUCAGCUGUUUGCCCUUCACACCAUUGAUCAAAUAAAUACUCCACUGAAUGUCACAGCAGAGAUUGAAGGAACUCGUCUCUCUAUCCAAUGGGAGAAACCAGUGUCUGCCUUUCCAAGCCAUUGCUUUGAUUAUGAAGUCAAAAUACACAAUACAAGGAAUGGAUAUUUACAGAUAGAAAAAAUGAUGACCAAUGCAUUCAUCUCAAUAAUUGAUGAUUUUUCUAAGUACGAUAUUCAAGUGAGAGCAGCAGUGAGCUCCAUGUGCAGAGAGGCAGGGCUCUGGAGUGAGUGGAGCCAACCUAUUUAUGUGGCUGUGCGUUUUCUGCAGUACAUCAUCAUCUCGUCUUCCCUCCAUCCAUGAAGUUCAAAUGCCAAGCGUGAAACAAGGAAUGAUGAAAAUAAAAUUUCCCACGGUCAUGUCCUUGCCCGUAGAAGAGAGUAUUAUGUGGGUCUACCCUGCGCUUAUUUCCGACUGUGCCUUUGGUCAGGAUCAGUGGUUCUGAGACCUGCUUCUUCUGUGACAGACCACAGUCACUGCAAUUGCCCUUCAAAGAAAUGAUGGGUUUUGCUUUGACUUCACUGAAGGUAAAAUUUGAUGGCCAGGUUCUAUGCAAUAAUGCUACAGAGUACCAUUAAAAAUGUACUUUUUAAAAAGCUUUCUUUAGUCUUGAGACGUAUCGUACCUAUACCCAGAGGAGCAAACAAGACUCAGUGCAGUUUUCAGAUUGCUCAGUCAUGAGGUCACAGCAGACAAGGGUGACCUGUCUGCUGCCCCCAGCAGCUCCUUAAACAUGGAGAUGUAUUGUUCGUAGGAAAUCCUGCCCCCGCUGCACCCCACCCCCAGUAGCUCAAAUCCGGUCAGAGUUUGAGCUGGCGGGCAGGCGGUGGGGGUGAGGGGUGGGGUGGGGGGGAGGCGUGUCUCAGAGUCAUGUGACACACCCUAGAAUCUCUUAGGACUUAAUGAAAAUGGGUUGAGGCAGGGGAUCAAGGUGGCCUGUGGUAAUAUGGGCUGGAAGCAAGGCCACUCCAGGGAAACUCCUGUGACUUCUUCCUUUGACUUGACAUUCAAGGGCUGAUGUGGGUGGUGACCUGGUAACUUUGUCGUGCACCUAGAGUCACCUUUGGGACCAUCAAAUGCAUCUUCAUUUUCCAGUUUGCCUGCAUUGUGCCAACGUCCCACAGCUCCAACCUGAUUCUUUGGACUCUGACUCCCACUCGGAGUUCUGUUCUCUUCUCUUUGUCGCCCCUGAUCCCUACCCUCUCCCCCAGCAGCUCUUUCUUUUUAAAUUCUCACACUGUGGUGAAACAAGGAGAAAGAUGACAGGGAAGUGUUGUGUAAAGGUCCACCUGAGCUUUCCCUAGGCCUUCCAAAAUAGUCUUGCAAAACUCUUGCGAGGUUAGAGAUGGGAGCCUCUGGGUCUACACAGUAGCAAAAAUUGCUUAAAAAUAACAAGAGCUGACCCACUAACAACAUGAAAGACUCACUUAGGCUAACCUAAGACUAACACUGCUUAUUGUGGUUCUGGUUUUCCUGUGUAGACGGAUGGCAUGGUCACACUGCUUCCUUUGGUCCAGGCUGGUCAGACCCCAUGUGGCAGCCCCACAAUUUGCUCCCAGGAGAGGGGCGGGACUGCCUCACCCCAGUGGUCAUCCCAUUGGCCUGAAGGAGGACUAACAGAGAGCUUUCAGUGUUCAUCUCCAAACUCCAGAAGCAAGGAGUUCCCACAGCACUUUCAGGCACGGCCACCUCUAUUGGUGCCUACACUGCCCUUCUAGGCAUAAAUUCUGCCUUGUGGCAGGAUGGCAGCUUGGGGGAGGGAGGGACUCUGUCAGAGGGCCAGUUCCUGUGCAGGACACAUUCACCAACAUUAUCUUGUGUAUCCUGACACACAUGAUUUCCUAAUCACACAGGUGAGAAAAUAGGAAAGGAACUGCCGGAAGCCACAUAGAUAGAAGGUGUGACUCCUGGGUCUGAAACCCAGCCAGAGGAUUGGCUCCACAUCUGAGUUCUUUUUGAGAUGCUCCAUUGCCCCAGGGGUUAUUACUCCAGCCAGGGAAUCUGAGGUAGGAGAAUGGGCUACACUCAGGCAGAGGGACUGGAGGCUGUGAAAGCAGGAAGCUCUGCCAGCUCUUGACCCCAUCAACCUCUAUCUGGACAAGUUAUUGGGAAUGAAGUUAACAUCUUCAGGCUGUUCUUGUCUAAAUGUUCCUGUCCAAGAUCUUCAUAGUGUUCAUCUUAAUGAACAUUAUGAAGCCUAAGUCCUUGAAGGAUAGGAACACCCAUACCCUUUUCUCUUCCUCAGUGUCUGAAAUAUUUGGUGUGUGUUUAUUUCUCCUGACCUGAGUUUAUCACUCUGCAUUUUGAGAAUUCUGAUAGCACUUCAAUUUUGGCCUUGCUUUGAUGAAAGGGAAAUUAUCUUGAUGAAUUUGUUGACACAAUGCAUCUCAUCCUAAUCAUAGUUACAAUAAGUAAUAUUUAUUGAUAUUUAUUAAUAUUAAUAUGUAUCCAUACUGUGCUAAGCACUUCACAUGUAUUAAUCCAUUAAAUUCUUAUCCUUGUUUUAUAAUGCAGGACAUAGGCACUGGAGAGGCUACCCUGCUCAAAGUCAUCUUGGUAGCAAGUGACAGAACCAGAGCUAAACCUUUUUUUUUUUUUUUUUUUUUUUUUGAGACGGAGUCUUGCUCUGUUGCCCAGGCUGGAGCCAGUGACACAAUGAUCUCGGCUCACUUUAACCACCACCUCCCAUGGGGGUUCAAGAGAUUCUCCUGCCUCAGCCAUCAGAGUAGCUGGAGCCGGAGACAUGCCACCAUGCCUGGCUAAUUCUGUAUCUUUAGAAGAGGCAGGAUUUAAUCAUGUUGGCCAGGCUGAUCUUGAACUCCUGACCUCAAGUGAUCCGCCCACCUUGGGCUGCCAAAGUGCUGGGAUUACAGUCUGAGCCACCGCACUGGGCCUAGGACUAAACCUCUUUAUCCCUUGUUGCUUACUUCUGUGUGAUGACUACAUCCUCUGCAGCCAGCUUUCAUCUGCUUCAGCAGGCUGAUAAGACAGGCCCAGCAUCCCCUUACAGGGAAGAAAGUUCUGGGUUGCUUAGGGGCCCCAGAAGGUACAUAGCCCUUGGUGCUUUGUGGGAAAGCCUGCAGAGAAGAAAGGUGCUAUAAGGAAUUCCCCACUCAACUUCAUCAAGUCUAGUCCUACUGGGGGAUCAUGUAGACAAGCAGUAUUGCAGUGAGCCAUCCAGUUAAUCCUGAAUGCACACACAUGCACACAAAAUACACACAUGCACAAAAAUACACAGUCUCCAUUUCCUCUCUCUAUUGGGUUGCUUCAAGCCCAGUUCCACCAGAUGAACAUAGUGCAAGUCAUGUGUGUUUUUGCUCUGGGUCCUUCACUACUCUAUAUUUUGUUCACUGAGGCUGCAUUUUGCUGAUCUCUUUUUAUUUCUCUAAACCAGGUACUGCUCACAGUCCAUUUGACAGCUGUCUCGAAAGCUCAUUCACUUAAAAGCUUUGCUCCUGACUUGCUUGCACAGGGAGCCUGUGAUCUGGUUUGGGUGCUCAUUCAUAAAUGAUGCCACGGUCUCCCCUCCAACCUCAGGCAAGUCACAGGAAGCUAGUUAAACCCUGUAUCAUAGACUACCAUAUUGACAUCCUCUCAAUUAUCCAACCCUGUUGGUGCCAUUUGAACUUCUCCCAGCACCUGCCGGUUCUAAAAACACAGCAGGCCUGCUCUAUUGGAAGCAUCCCAUCAAUUUACUAAUUAGCUCUUUUCCCGGGAAACCUAUUGUUGAGUCUGAAAUCAGAUUCAAAAUCAAUAUGUAAGCAUUCAAAGUUCAUAGUUACAUGGACAAUUUAAGGUGGUACAGGCUUCCAAAUCAAAUUUACCUCCUAAGAGCUAAUAGUCUAAACCUCAUAGAUAUAGACUUCUAGAGCAAGAGGGGCUGCAGUUCUGAAGGGGAAGUGGCUUGACAAAGCUCCCAGAGGCAGAGCUGGGACUAGUUUGGGUCCAAUACCUGUAGUCCUUCUGCCCUCUGUGUAGCCACUGUCCCAGCCCAGCUGCACCCCAUGUUCCAUUCAAUAUACAUUCUAGGGUCAUAGAAGAAUAGCAGACUAUUGGCUUAUAUGCAAGGUCAAAUGGUUGAGAUGUCAAAAAUGAUGGAAACUGAAGUCCGCAGAAUCCAGACAACUGAAUUUCCCAAAUGCUGUAAGUUGACAAUGCCUAAAAAUCACCCAGAAAUCAAAUAGGGGGUUUGGAGGGCUUCUCCUCCUUACCAGGACAGGCUGUGUGACUUCUUUCUGAAACUCAUCUUUGCAUAACCAAAUGGCAGUGCUCAUUGAUUUCUUGAAAAGAAACAUCUGUGACUUCCUUUUAAAUGGCAAGAAAAGUAUUCUCCUUGAGUCACAGAAAAGAUUCAAAUUACCUGGAAAUACUUUUUUUUUAAUCUCCAAGGUUGGAGAUCCCAGAAUUCAAAUUAAGGCUAUAUUGUGGGAUCUCCCAACUUCUAUAGUAUCGAAAUUCUUAAUCAUUUUGACCCAAAGAAUGUAUACUUUCAGGAGGAUUCGCCCUACUUGUUCUACUCUGAGCAAAACCAGAGUAGAUGCUUAUUUUAAUUCACUAAUUUGCUGACAGUUUUUGCAUAAAUAAAUAGCAGAACAGUAGAUAAUCCACAAGUAAUUUCCACUUAGCAAUGAGUAUGUAAAAAGCUUUUCUUGUGCAAAAUUUCCCUGCCAAUUUGUGUUUUCUUCAAGGAAAAGCUGACCUUGUUGGGUUCUCAGGGGUUUUCAACUGCCUAUAGGGGAGUAGUCCUAAUGCAUUUGGGGCAACUGGAGAAGCCGGGCCAGGAGAGAUGACUAAUGUGCCAACACCCUCCCAGCAGUGACCAUGACUUUACUUCUCAUAUAGUACCUUGUGUGCAUCAAUAACUAUUUUUCAUUUAAUGAAAUAAAAUCUGUUGCCUCUACACUUUUGCUAAUUCAGUGAGGAUCUUCGCUUGUCAAAGUGAGGUCUGUAGUGAAUAACUCGACAGUGGUUUAACUGAAAAGAUUUUUGUAAUCAUGGUCAGAAGAAAACGGUACUUUUAUCAGGACUUACCACAUCAGGCUGGGGGUAUUGCACAAUUUGAGACACAAAUGUGACUGAGAGUGUGACCCUGAUAAUUAUUUACAACACUGCUCCUUUUUUUUCCCGAACCUGUACUUUUUCUGUUGGUUUAACUAGUUGUAAGCAGGAUAAAUUUUUCCUGCUGAUGUACCACUUGCUGAAUUUGUGUCCUGUGUAUAUGAACCCACAGUUUCUGAAUGUGGUUAUAGGAAUAUUUACAUAAUGUUUAAGAGCAUGGAAUAGUUUCAGAGACGGGAUGAUGAAGCAGGCUAAAUUCCUUAUUCAGGAAAUCAGACUGGGAAAUAAAGUAAGACAGUAUUUGAUUUGCUGGUAUUAGUUUGUCCCAGCUACUCUUUAUAUUACCUAAGAGAGAAUACAGUAAAAAAACAAAGUCUAACAGGGCAUUCAGUUCCAAUCCAGAGGACUGAAUAUUAAUCAUAGGACCACCGAAUAUCUGUAGGAUUUAGGAAAAUAAAAGUUUUGCCACUUUGAGGUUCUGUUUUCCAUCAUUUAACAAAAUGUGGUUAAUGCCUUUUUGUAAAACAAUAGACAUAAGUAUAUUUCAAAAUAAAACUUGAAAAAAAAUACUAUAGCCACAGGGCUGGGCGCAAUUGGUCACGCUUGUAAUCCCAGCACUUUGGGAAGCCCAAGUGGGAGGAUUGCCUGAGUCUAGGAGUUUGAGGCCAGCAUGGGCAACAUACUGAGGCCCUGUCUCUAUGAAAGAUCAAAAAA
Messenger RNA from Cebus imitator (Panamanian white-faced capuchin), 8286 nucleotides. It is a transcript of the gene IL5RA, whose product is annotated as interleukin 5 receptor subunit alpha. Gene Ontology annotation, cellular component: membrane; external side of plasma membrane. Bases 1612 to 2817 code for a protein of 401 amino acids. Gene Ontology annotation, biological process: immunoglobulin mediated immune response; cytokine-mediated signaling pathway. Gene Ontology annotation, molecular function: cytokine receptor activity; protein binding. The transcript has 10 exons. NCBI's taxonomy places the organism in Eukaryota, Metazoa, Chordata, Mammalia, Primates, Cebidae. The record is from RefSeq and is a predicted model, not a curated record.